UUCAGAAUCACAGCCUUACCUCUUUGUAUCUGUCUACUAUUCCUGUCUUUCUCAGAGAAAUUCCUGCUAACAAAUAUUGUGACUUCACACUUUACUUGGGAAACAGAUUUCACAUAGCAGUGAGUGAGAGCAGCUUGGGCUUUGUUUUGCCCAGCCACAGAUUUUCUCAAACUUCCAACCCCCUUAUAAGUGAUUUGACAUCAUAGUUUAUUCAGAUGGUCUCUUAGUAACCAAAGAACUCUGCAAACGCACCAGCUGGGGCUGGGUGGGAGAUUAGUAGGGAAUGCAAAGCAAUCCAGCCUGCCACUCAGCUGAACACUGGGCUUCACAGGGGAAUGCAAGGAGCCCAGAAUGGGAAAGAACCGGAGGAAAAGGAAGAGUUGGAGGAACUGGAAGGUGUCAAUGAGGCACUAAUAAGGAAACACCAGCUUCCACUCUCUGCACAGUCAGCCUUCAGCUACAUCCCACCCCGACGCAAGGAACCUCCUGAACUUAGCUAUUUUUACCAGGAGAGCAAGGCAGGAAUUGUUGCCCUGUAUGACUGCGUUUUCAAAAGACCGAUUGGCUAUGAUGCAAAGCUCCAUCGGUGUGACAGAGAACACGCAAAAAGCAGAGGACUUCACAUUAAUGACGAGGAAAAGAAAAGGCCUAUAGCUGUCUUGUCUUCCUCUGAAUAUGGGCGGCAUAUAAACAAGCCUGUGGAAGAGCUAAUCCGAGACUACGUGCGCAUUAAUCAUGUAAAGGCAGAGUUCUACAGAAAAAAUGGAAUAGCUUGCUUGAUAGAAAAAUGAAUCCAACUUAAAAGUCUACUGUGAUAGAUACCUAACAGGAAGAUGGUAUCAAAUUCCUGUAGUGUCCUGCUUGGAUUUAAAGUUCAAAUGUAACAUUGCAAUAUCUUUAUAUAUUUAUUGCUGGGGUUUUAGCUAAAAUCAGGUUUUAUUUUUUAGGUCCUUAAAGCAUGAUGAUACUUGUGUGACUUUCAGUUUAUACUUGUACUAACUUCUCCAUUUUUUUUCUCCUGGAAAAAUUGUGCAAAGAUUUCACCAAAAUAGUGGCUUGACUCUCUUAACACGCUAGGAUAGCCAUGUAUUAAUCUGAAAAUAAUCACCUCUGUCAUGUCUAUGAUUUAUGGAAUAAUUUGUUCUUUUAAUAUUAUCAAAAGGACUUAGUAGCAUGUAUUGUUGCUUAACAUACUUUUCCUUUCAAUUUCAUCUCUUCGUUAAUUUAAUGUUUUAUAAGCAUGUUUGGAAUGCUUAACUAAGGAGGUACCAUUAAAGAAAAAAAAUAUUGAGAAAAGUAUCUAUCGACCUGCUGAUAUACAAAGGAUGCACAUGUGAGCAUUUAUAUAUGAGCUUUGCAUUAGGAAUAAAGAUCAGCUGAUAGAUGGGCACUUCAUAACAAUGAAUUUUCAGUGCUGAAUACAAACAUUAAAGCUUGACAUUAAUCUCAUCUCUUGAAAUUGAAUAGUUUUGUUUUAAUUGCUGUUUGUAGUGGAAUUUUUGUCAAAGCUACUAGAUACUAGGACUAGCCACAGUAUGAGUUGAUAUAAGCCCCAUUUAAUCUGCAUUUUCUAUCAGCACAGAACAACAUUUAGGAGAAGGGGGAAGUGCCAAUUUUAAUCAGGA
Molecule: messenger RNA, 1625 nt
Organism: Ahaetulla prasina
Lineage: Eukaryota; Metazoa; Chordata; Lepidosauria; Squamata; Colubridae
Gene: CFAP90
Product: cilia and flagella associated protein 90
Exons: 3
Coding region: 336-791 (151 amino acids)
Source: RefSeq, a predicted model, not a curated record